Molecule: messenger RNA, 1115 nt
Organism: Lactuca saligna
Lineage: Eukaryota; Viridiplantae; Streptophyta; Magnoliopsida; Asterales; Asteraceae
Source: the annotation of a GenBank genome assembly
UUGCAAUUGACAAGAAAAUAAACGAGUGUUUAUAGUUUAUAUACAUGGUAGCAAUGAAAACAAGUUGCAGCCUGCUUCUUGUCGAUCUGAUUGUUUGGUUCUUGCUUCUGGGAAAUGUGUUAUCCAAUGAGUAUACUACUUUCAAAAAACUUGUAUUGCCACCAAGUGUCACAGGUCCUGAAUCUGCUGUCUUUGAUCGUGGAGGUGAAGGUCCGUAUGUUGCAGUUGCAGAUGGUAGAAUCCUUAAAUGGCAAGGCCCCACUACUGGCUUCCUUGAUUUUGCCUUCACUUCACCUAACAGGACAAAGAAAUUGUGUGAUGGGACAAAUGAUCUGAAAUUAGGAGCAAUAUGUGGGAGACCAGUGGCUCUUAGCUUCAACUAUAAAACGAGUGAUCUUUAUAUCACCGAUGCUUUUUUUGGUCUCCUUGUUGUGGGAUUCAAUGGUGGCCUUGCAACUCAACUUUCGGGUGGUUACAAGUACUUUUCUGGUAUCGAUGUGGAGUCAUACACUGGAAACGUUUAUAUGACUGAUGCUAGUUUGACUUAUGGCAUAAGAGACAUGACAAAACCAGGGUUUAAGCCCGACUCAACUGGAAGGCUCUUGAAAUACGAUCCAAGAACUCAACGGGUAACCGUUUUGUUAACGGGGCUCUCAGGAGUAGGUGGUCCUUCGGUUAGUAGUGAUAGAAAAUAUGUUUUAGUUCCAGAGUACAUGAACAAUCAAAUCCAAAGGCAUUGGCUUCAGGGACCCAAAAAAGACACAAAUGAGGUAUUCCUAACUGAUUGUGGGAGCCCAAAAAAUAUUAAAAGAGCUGCAAAUGAUGGAGAGUUUUGGGUGGCAGUAGAGAAACAGGUUCAAGAGUCCCCGAUGUUGAGUGAACCUCAUGGGUUAAGGGUUAAUGGGUCUGCAACGGUUCUCCAAACCGUGCCCCUUCCCCAGUUCUUGAACAUGGCUCAUAAUGUGGUUCAGGAGAGCAAUGAUGCACUAUAUGUGGGCUCGAGUCACUCGGAUUUUGUUGGUGUUUACACGAAUUAACUAGAGUCUUGUUUGCUACUUACUACUUCAUGAGUGGCAAGAACUCAUAGUACUAUUUUAUAUGGUGGUGUGUUAUGG